AUGGCAGGCACCAAGCAGACCGCCCGCAAAGCCACCGCCUGGCAGGCCCCCAGGAAGCCCCUGGCCACCAAAGCCGCCAGAAAAAGGGCGCCGCCUACAGGAGGGAUCAAGAAGCCUCACCGCUACAAGCCUGGCACCCUGGCGCUGCGGGAAAUCAGAAAGUACCAGAAGUCCACGCAGCUGCUCCUGCGCAAGCUGCCCUUCCAGCGCCUGGUGCGCGAGAUCGCCCAGGCCAUCAGGCCGGACCUGCGCUUCCAGAGCGCGGCCAUUGGCGCCCUGCAGGAGGCCAGCGAGGCCUACCUGGUGCAACUCUUUGAAGACACCAACUUGCGUGCCAUCCGUGCCAGGCGCGUCACAAUUAUGCCCCAAGACAUGCAGCUGGCCCGCCGCCUCCGUGGAGAGGGUGCCGGAGAGCCCACGCUCCUGGGAAACCUUGCACUCUAGAGGACUUCUUUUCUGUUUGCUUGUGUUUUGUUUUUUCUCUUCCCCCUGUAACUGGUAGUUCUGAUGUGAGAAAUGUUCUUCUGUUUUGGUUUCUUUUCCCUCCGGGGGUCCAAAGGUAGCUAAGCAUAGGACUGCCAGUGGAAAGGUAGGCAGAAAUCAGGUGGCGGUUGUGUUUGUGUGUGCUUGUUAGUAAACGUCUCAUCUACUAUGAGGCUCCCAAGGCACCAGUGUCAAGUGGAAAUAUCUCUGUGAGCGAGUUUCAGUUCAACUCUAUA
This is a messenger RNA of Pan troglodytes (chimpanzee), 719 nucleotides long. RefSeq names its product histone H3.X-like. Gene Ontology annotation, molecular function: DNA binding; structural constituent of chromatin; protein heterodimerization activity. Gene Ontology annotation, cellular component: nucleosome. The record is from RefSeq and is a predicted model, not a curated record. The transcript has a single exon. Bases 1 to 444 code for a protein of 147 amino acids. NCBI's taxonomy places the organism in Eukaryota, Metazoa, Chordata, Mammalia, Primates, Hominidae.